This is a messenger RNA of Cyprinodon variegatus (sheepshead minnow), 1011 nucleotides long. RefSeq names its product basic transcription factor 3-like 4. The coding region runs from base 130 to 606 and encodes 158 amino acids. The transcript has 6 exons. The record is from RefSeq and is a predicted model, not a curated record. NCBI's taxonomy places the organism in Eukaryota, Metazoa, Chordata, Actinopteri, Cyprinodontiformes, Cyprinodontidae.
CUUUACUACGCUCCACAGCCCAUGCUAUUUCAUUUGUAGCGAUCGCUUCAGCAUACUCAGAAUCCCUUAUUGCAGCUGCAUCUCUGCUGCUCUGGUUUGGAUUCAGCUCGUUUUGUUUUCCAGAUCACUAUGAAUCAAGAGAAGCUUGCCAAACUUCAAGCUCAGGUCCGAAUAGGAGGAAAGGGGACUGCUCGCAGGAAGAAAAAGGUUGUUCACAAAACGGCGACAGCUGAUGAUAAGAAGCUGCAGGGCUCGCUGAAGAAGCUGGCAGUGAACAACAUCGCAGGGAUAGAGGAGGUGAAUAUGAUAAAAGACGAUGGGACGGUGGUUCACUUCAACAACCCCAAAGUUCAGGCUUCUCUGUCGGCCAACACCUUCGCCAUCACAGGCCACGCCGAGACCAAACAGCUGACGGAGAUGCUGCCGGGCAUCCUGAGCCAGCUGGGAGCCGACAGCCUCAGCAGCCUGCGCAAACUGGCCGAGCAGUUCCCACGGCAAUCAAUGGAGCUGAAAACUGUCAAAGAAGAGAACGCGGAAGAGGAAGACGAUGAUGUACCAGAUCUUGUGGAGAACUUUGAUGAAGCAUCCAAAAAUGAAGCAAACUGAUGAAUUUGUCUUCAUCAGUUGGGUGUUUUUUUUUUGUUUUGUUUUUUUUUUUAAUACAUUUUCUUUUUUUUUAAGUUUUGCAGACUUGCAAAGGUCAUUUCCUCUGGUGGGGAAACCAUUUAAGGUGCAGUGCAUCACUUAUAAAGAAGUGAAUCACUUUAGCGUUGCUAUCUGCAGAAAUCCUCAUAUAGAAACGGUUCUGGUAGAAAGUGCGACUGUGGCAUCUAUAAGGCUCUCGUCACAAAUGGCUAAAAACUUCUACAGAAAUAAGCUUUUUAUGCGAUGAAACACAGCUGGUAUUUAAGAGAUUCUUUAUUAAAUGAUGAUUUAAGUAAAGUGGAUGAUGUGCUUGACAUUGUAACGAGGGUUAUGGAUUUAAUAAAAACAAUUUUUGGGCUAUUGUUC